UUCAACAUUUCUGUCCCAGCUUUCAAACUCACAACAUCUAUAUAUGUACAUAUAUAUAUGUAAAUAUACAAAUACAUAAAAAAAAAGAAAUUUUUUUCCGAAAAAUUUUAUUAAGUUUAAAAAUAAAUAACAGUAAAUAUUGAGUUUUUUGGGAAAAUAAAUAUUUUGUAAACAGAAAAAGAAGUGAAUUUUAAAAGAGUGAUUUGAAGAUUUAAAAAAAAGGCGGGUUGUUUUUUUGUUGAAAACAAGUUUGAAUAAGCAGGCAAGACGACCGGGAGCAGAUUAUACUCGGAUCUUAAUUUCGCGGAUCUGAAUUUCCGAUAGAACCCCCCCGCGAUGGACAGAUGGGAUUAUUAUCGCAAUGGUCCCAGUACAUGGGUGGAAAAAUUCCCAAUGGCCGCAGGUUCAAGGCAGAGUCCGGUGAACAUCGAAACGGACCGUGCAGAAUCUGAUCACGAGGCACUUAGCAGUAAACCGCUGCGUUGGAAAUAUCCGUCAACUGCUUCAAAAAAACUUGUUAAUCCUGGUUAUUGUUGGAGAGUUGAUUGCGACGGUGAUGGAACUUUUUUGAGUGGAGGACCACUAAUGGAUGAUGUUUAUAAAUUAGAACAGUAUCAUUGUCAUUGGGGAUGUAGUGAUUCCCGAGGUUCUGAGCAUACAGUAGACGGUCAAGCAUUUGCUGGCGAGUUACAUUUGGUACAUUGGAAUACUACUAAGUAUCGUACAUUUAAUGACGCUGCCAAAGCACCUGAUGGUUUGGCAGUACUUGGAGUUUUUCUCAAGGUUGGAAAAACUCAUGAAGAAAUGGACAAAAUAGCUCGUAUGCUACCGUAUGUUUCGCACAAAGAUGAAAUUGUUGACGUUAUCGAACCUAUCGAUCCCAGUAAACUUCUUCCUGUUCGCGGUGGACGUGCGGGUAGAUGCGUUAAUCCGUGCAUGAGAUGGGCAGACAAAAUCAUGCGACAGGAUAAUAAAUGUGGCUUUCAAGACGACAAUGGAUACUGGACAUACUUGGGCUCAUUGACAACUCCGCCAUGUAAUGAAAGUGUCACUUGGGUUUUAUUUAAAAAAUAUAUCGAGGUCUCCCAUCAUCAAUUAAACAUCUUCCGUAAUCUAAGAAAAUUUCCGCGUGGUGAGGAAUGUCCUUGUCAUGAAAAUCAUGGAGUGGUAAUCAAUAACUUCCGUCCACCACUUCCGCUUGGUAAUCGUGUGCUUCGUGAAUGUGGAAGUUUUUAAUUUUUUUACUUAUUAAUUAAUUAAUCAAUUAAUUGAUUUUUAAAAAAAGCAUUGGGAAUUUUUUUUAUGCACCUAUUGUAAUCAUUAACCAUCACGGGGGGUUAAUCAUAAUAAUAAU
This is a messenger RNA of Microplitis mediator, 1354 nucleotides long. It is a transcript of the gene CAH1, whose product is annotated as carbonic anhydrase 2. Gene Ontology annotation, molecular function: carbonate dehydratase activity; zinc ion binding. The transcript has 8 exons. Gene Ontology annotation, cellular component: cytoplasm. Bases 337 to 1236 code for a protein of 299 amino acids. The record is from RefSeq and is a predicted model, not a curated record. NCBI's taxonomy places the organism in Eukaryota, Metazoa, Arthropoda, Insecta, Hymenoptera, Braconidae.